AUCAAGAUCUGGGAGAUAAUAGCCGCAGCCUUGUUGGCAGAGGAGGUUCACCCAGAGGAAGUCUCUCACCACGAUCCCCUGUAAGCAGCUUGCAGAUUCGCUAUGAUCAAUCAGGCAACAGUUGUGGGGAAAAUUUGCCCCCAGUAGCAGCCAGCAUAGAACAGCUUCUGGAGAGGCAAUGGAGUGAAGGACAACAGUUUUUAUUAGAGCAAGGCACCCCUAGUGACAUUUUAGGAAUGCUUAAAUCAUUACACCAACUUCAGGUUGAAAACAGGCGUUUGGAAGAACAGAUAAAGAAUCUGACUGCUAAGAAGGAGCGGCUUCAGCUACUCAAUGCACAGCUUUCGGUGCCCUUUCCAACAAUAACUUCAAAUCCUAGCCCUUCUCAUCAAGCACAUGCCUUUCCAGUACAAGCAGCACCUAGCAGUGAUUCCUUGAACAGCAGUAAAAGUCCUCAUCUGGGAAACAGUUUUUUACCGGACAAUUCUCUUCCUGUGUUAAAUCAGGAGAUAACCUCCAGCGGACAAAGCACCAGCAGUUCAUCAGCUCUUUCCACUCCACCACCUGCUGGGCAGAGUCCAGCUCAGCAAGGCUCAGGAGUCACAGGAGUUCAACAGGUCAAUGGUGUGACAGUGGGGGCACUGGCUAGUGGUAUGCAGACUGUAACCUCCACCAUUCCUGCAGUGCCUGGUGUGGGUGGAAUAAUUGGAGCGCUGCCAGCCGGCCAGCUGGCAAUCAAUGGAAUUGUAGGGGCUUUAAAUGGGGUAAUUCAGACCCCAGCAACAAUGUCACAGAACCCUUCUCCUCUCACGCAUGCAACCGUGCCACCCAAUGCAACGCAUCCUCUGCCAACCACGUUAAAUAACAG
Molecule: messenger RNA, 868 nt
Organism: Leptosomus discolor (cuckoo roller)
Lineage: Eukaryota; Metazoa; Chordata; Aves; Leptosomiformes; Leptosomidae
Source: RefSeq, a predicted model, not a curated record